Lytechinus pictus (painted urchin) is the source of this 5299-nucleotide messenger RNA. RefSeq names its product ADP-ribosylation factor-like protein 1. Gene Ontology annotation, biological process: intracellular protein transport; vesicle-mediated transport. Gene Ontology annotation, cellular component: cytoplasm; Golgi apparatus. Gene Ontology annotation, molecular function: GTP binding; GTPase activity. Bases 74 to 619 code for a protein of 181 amino acids. NCBI's taxonomy places the organism in Eukaryota, Metazoa, Echinodermata, Echinoidea, Temnopleuroida, Toxopneustidae. The record is from RefSeq and is a predicted model, not a curated record. The transcript has 6 exons.
GUCAUAUUUACUGUACAUAAAAAUUGUACACGUUGAACUUUAUGCGUAUGCCGAGAGCGUCACCGGCAGAAAUAUGGGGAAUUUCUUUUCUAAUAUAUUUAGCAGCCUCUUUGGCACGAAGGAGCUCCGUAUCCUGAUUCUUGGUCUGGAUGGUGCGGGAAAGACGACGAUACUCUACAGACUACAGGUUGGAGAGGUGGUCACUACCAUCCCAACUAUUGGAUUCAACGUUGAAACAGUCACAUAUAACAACCUCAAAUUCCAAGUGUGGGAUCUUGGUGGACAGACAAGCAUUAGGCCGUAUUGGAGAUGUUACUAUUCAAACACAGAUGCUAUUAUCUAUGUUGUUGACAGCUGUGAUCGGGACAGGAUAGGAAUAUCAAAGUCAGAGCUAGUCACCAUGUUAGAGGAGGAAGAACUAAAGAAAGCGAUGCUGCUAGUCUUUGCCAACAAACAGGACAUGGACGGUGCCAUGUCGCCGUCGGAGGUUGCGAAAGCCCUCGGACUUCCCGCCUUGAGGAAUAGGAAGUACCAGAUCUUCAAGACGUCAGCUCUGAAAGGGGAGGGACUUGAGGAAGCGAUGCAGUGGCUAGUCAAAGAACUGAAAUCAACUUCAUAACACAGGCUGCCUCCGGUACCCCCUUCCUUCAUCACAUCCCCCGAUAUUUCUCUUCAGAAGUUUGUUAACCCGUUACCUACCGGUACCAUUUGAUCCCUGUAUAAAGCCUAUUGGAAUGACAGUGCUUGGGAGUUAACAGGUUAACAAUAGUGUAGCGAUGUGUGACGCCAUCAAUUUGGCUGUAUGCAUUUCAGCAUUUUCAUGACCAUGUUUUUCAUAGAACAGGGAAUCAAACAUCAAACAAAAAACUGAAAUCAAACAUUGAUAUUUUAUGAUGGCCCAUGGUACAAUGGAACCUAAUAUGCCCCAGUGAAUUAAGUGUAAAUUGGCACGGUUCAUUGCUAUAAGGAGCCAGAACAGUUAACAUAGUGCAAAUUGGAUGUUGAUGUUUGUAGAGCUCCCUUUCCCAAAGUUAACAUAGAGGGCCUCCUGACUCCCAAUCCCUAACCCAGUGCCGAUCCUCACAUCUUCCCUUGUAUCCUUGAUGAGGAUGGGAUCGGCACUGGGUUAGGGAUAGGGAGUCAGAAGAAGGCCCUCUAUCUUAGCUUUGGGAAAGAAAGCUUAUCAACGUCCAAUCUGGACUACAGUUAUCACUGAUUUCAGUGGGGCUCCUAUGUAGGUAUUCAUAUAGCCAUAUCCUAGGGCCAAGUGGAACCAUUCCCGCCAAAUCAUGGUUGUGGCUCUUUUUCAUCAUGCUCCUCCGAGAUAUGGCAUCAAAAAGCAGUCAAAUGGAAAAAAGGAAAUUGUGACGCCAUCGCUUCGCUACUGUAUGAUGACUUACACCACCACUUCCUCUUCGGAUAUUGGGAGAGAAAAACAAGUGAAGAGAUUGAACGUCUGGGAGCAACAGGAAAGAAGCGGCAUCCAAAAUUGGAAGAUCUUGGCCCCAUUCUGCGUUUUUUCCGUGGUAAUUCCCUCAUUCCCACAAUCAUGGAAAAUCCUGGAAAAAAUUUUGGUCAUGGAAAGUCAGGGAAUUUGGAAAAUUUGUGAAAAGUCAUGGAAUUGCAUUUACCUCUUGGCUAUGGCAGCUUUCCAGUUUGUCGUGUCUCGCAACUCUCAUACUCUGUGAUCGUACUCUGCUAUUAUAAUUGGUGUUCAUGGUUUCCAUUUUUCCCAGUUUUGUGACAUCAAAAAUUCUACAUGACUCCCGGGACGUCACAGGAAGUCAUGGAAAGCAGCAAUUUCAGUCAUGGAAUUCUGUUUUCAAAUUUCUGUGGGGACCCUGCUUAUUGUUUACUCUUGUUUUGUCUGAUUCAUGAGAUAAUGGGAGAAGAAGGGAGGAUAUUGAGAGGGAGACUCUUAAAGGGGUUGCAAAUUUUAUUUUUGUUACAGGAGAGCCCCGUCUUACAAAGAGUCGUGGUUGAUCUGAUCAACCAUAGCCAUUGAAAGCCAGCAAUGUCAUCAUCUAAAUGAAUAAUGUGAUCUUACAAAGUUUUUUAACAUCAUGUGUACUACUCAUGCAUGCAUCAUCGUGACAAAUAAUCUGUGUACUCCUCAAUCUUUCCAGACGGACAUUGCGUACCUCUCCUGUUAUGGCUUUGUUGGCUUUCCAUAGUUCAGAUUGAUGAUCUUCCACACUGUUUUCUGCAUAUGAUGUUUAUUUAUGCAUGCAUCAUUGACUUUACAAAUCGGUGUACUGCUCAUUCUUAAAGGGACAUUGCAUACACUUUCCAGUUUGAAGUCUUAUGACAUUGAUGGCUUUCUAUAGUUUAGAUUGAACUGAAUCACUCAAAAGUCUUUGUGAGACAUGGUCCUCCUGCUCUGUACUACAUUUCAGAGCCACUAUUGGAAUCUCACUGGGAAUUUUCUUUCAUCUUUCAUCCAUUUCAUGAAUUAUAAACAAAACAAACAAUGAGGAAAUUAUGAGAGAAAGGGCUGCAAGGUGGCUCCCUGCCAGAGAUCUAGCCAAAUGUGGCUUCAUAUAUAUGUUUGAGGAGGUUCCAAUAUGAAGGAUCAGAGGCUUGGGUCUCUAAGUUUCUUUGGGCUUUGGCUUGACGAAACCUUUCAAAUUAGUGUUGGAUUUAGGGUUAUGUGAUUUCAACUUCUGUUGGUGUAGUGGAAGACACCCUUAUGAUUCCGGCAGUGCAAUGAAUGGAAGGGAAGUCCGGUUUAAUCUAAACUCCGGUCUCAAGUUGUGGUUUAACUAUGGAAAGCCAAUUGCGACAUUAAUCUCUAACAGUAGAGGUUCAGAGUAUCAGCUCAUUUGAUUCUCAAAUCAUUCUUAACUGAUUGGGAAGGAGAAAUAUUAAAAGAUAGUUGUCUUGAUUGUUAAAAGAAUUAGGAAAGAACACAGUAAACACAAGAAACAUGUACCAUGUGAACAAAUAGCCAUGGUUUAGUUAAAAAAAAAUAUGGAGUGCCAUUCGUCAACUCAUCAACUAAAAAAUAUUCUUAUCCUGCUGUAAAAACAUUGUCCGAAAAUCAACUGAGUCACGAAAUUGGAUGAAUAGGAAAAUCUAAGAAUAUGAAUUUUAAUGAAUAAAUUAAUAGUUGAUACAUCAUAAUUUCUACUGAUAUAGAAGAAAUAUUAUAAAGCCCAGCAUUCCAUAGAAGUGAGGUUUAAUCAUCAGAACACCACCAAUGGAAUUUAACCUGUAUAUUCUAUAUCAAGAGAUAUAGUAUACACCGCCUUUCGUUGCUUGAAUAUUUUUUUUUAAAGUAGAUAUGGUUAUUAUUGUCAUAGCCUUAUGAAAGUCAACUAUAAUCACACAUAAUUACAUUGUUUUUCUUCCCAACUCAUUUCUUAUUCUUCAAUAACAAAUUAUUUAGAUUCUGUUUGAAAAUGGGUAAAGAAGAACAUUUGACAAUGAAAUAGCAGAGGUGCCAGUCUUGCAGCGUUUCCCUGACUUCAGGCCCUGUAAAUGUCUGUUUCAAGCUUUUUAUGGAUUUAUUAUGUACAGCACAUGACUUUAACAUGUUGCUGCUCCUUUUCAGGCCGAGUUGGUAAAGUUGGGUGGCAUUUGUAAAACUGGCAGGAAACAAUAGCAGAAUUAGAAGGGGAUUCUUUGUUCAUUUAUUUGUUAAUAAAUAUUAAGUAUAUGAAAACUAUCAUUCCAUAGAAAUAUGGAGAACAAUUCCUAGUCGGUCUUAACUUAAAUCCGGUUUAGCUGAUAUGAGAAUGCUGUUAAACUCACAGGCCCGUAUUCUGAAGUCGGGUUUAAAUCAAACCCUGGUUUAAAGUUGUGGUUUAACUAUGGAGAGCCAAUUGGGGCACAAACCCCUAACAGUACACAUCCAAUUUAUUAAGUCAUAUGACACCCAAAUUGUUCACAAUUGUCUGGGAAUGAUUACUGAAGUAUUUUGAUGUAUAUUUCCUCAUUAUGAAAGCAAAAGGAAACAAAACAGCAAACAUAAAAAUACAUAAUGUAAACAGAAUUUUGAAUUUUUUGCUCAUCAUAAUUUUAGCACAGAGGUAGACAGUGGUCUAAUUUAACCCUGAUUUCAAAAUACGUGUCUUAGGUUUACAUGAAGUGGUGGUGUGAGUCAAGCCAAGAGGUGAUUUAUAAUGACAAUAAAAGUUGUGUAAGAAAUUGAUUCCUGUAAAUAUAUAUCUACAUCUUUCUUUUAUCUGAAUUCUAGUAUUUUAUUAUAUUUUGUAGUGAUGUCUUUUGGUAUUGCAUCUUUGUGAAGUAAACUAAGAAACUGUUUGUAUGCUGUAAACUUAUAUCUGUAUGAUACGUAGGAGAGAAAAAGGUUGUUGGUGAUUGUUAAGAACGAGAAGAGGUAUUCAAUUAAAAAAGUAUUUUGUACAUGUAAUUUGUCCGCUUUGAACUAAUUGGCUAUCAUGAGACCCAUUGCCAAAAUAGCAAACAUGACUGAACACUUUCCAUAUGAAGACAUGUUUGCCUUCUGAUAUAUUUUUGUUGAUAAAUUGUUAAUUUUAGCUGUCUCCUUUCUACCAAUCAUCAUGUCUGUCUUUUUAAUAGUCAAGAGACAUUUGAUUUAUAUGUGCUUUUUAUUUCAUCCAAAAGUAUAACUUAUCUCAUUUGUAAAUGAGUAAAACUGUCAUGUCUGUCCAUCAGUGGAUGUUUCAUUCUGAAAAACAUCUUUGUUGAACCCAAUUACCGUAUGUAAAUCUAAAAAAAAAAAAGUGCGAUUAUGUUUCAAUGAUUUUGGAGUAACUCGUGCUUAAAAUCCAUUAUUAUUACAUUUCCAUAUCUUUUUUUAGCUAGUAUUUAUUUUGAAUUCAUGAAAAAAAUAUGUUACAAGUCAUUACUCUAGUCUCAAUAUAUGAAAUUUCCAAUGUAGUUUCUUGUUAUUUGUGUUGUAAUAUUCAAAAUGUAUUUCAGCAUUUUGUAGUUAUAAUUUAUGUAUAUGUAUAUUAUAGAUAAUGAUAUCCCUACCAUGUCUUAAUUAUUCAUUUAUAUAUUUAAAUCAAGGACUUCUUGUCACUGUAGAAUAUAUUUCAUGUUUCUUUUCCUUAAUUAUGUCUUAUUUGAUUUAUAAUGAUAAUUAUUAUAUCACACUAAAAGUGUAAUUUACUGAUGCCAAUGAAAUUCCAUUUAUUUAUGUGUUUCAUUGCUACUGAACAAGAUGGCAGCUAUAUGUCGGAAUCUUUACAAUUUAAUGGAGUUCUUUUUAAUUUUAUUUUUUCCAUGAAAAGUUGUAUUUAUGUGGAAUACUAGUGACGCUAAUUAAAGGGGAGGUUCACCCUGACAUAUAAAGGUUUAUUGUAAAAAU